AUGAGCAACCAAAAUCCAUACCAGUCUCGUAAUAUUGCGUCCGAGGGCUAUGAAAUGCAAGGUUAUGGCGGCCAAGCCAUGGGUAGUUCUGAUAACGAUGAUUUCGUACAGUUUAUGAACGGUAUUAAUGAAGUUAAUAGAAAAUUGGAUAACUACUCACAGUUAAUCAGUCAAAUAGAAGCAUACCAGAAAAAAUUAUUGACCGAGGUAAACGAAGAGCAAGAAAUUAAUUUAAGAAGGCAGUUAGAUGGCUUUGCCUCCCAGGCGUCUGAUUUGCAAUACCAGUUAAAAAAUGAGAUUAAAUACCUACAACAACGUGCCAUUGGAGACCCAUCCAAGGUCGCACAGGCCGAGAACAGCAGACAGCGGUUCUUAACUUUAAUUCAAGAUUACAGGGUCACUGAAGCCAACUACCGUGAGGAAAAUAAGCAACAGGCCAAGAGACAGUACCGUGUGAUCCAGCCUCAGGCGUCGGAAGAAGAAGUCGAGGCUGCUAUAAGCGAUGUUGGUGGCCAGCACAUUUUCUCGCAAGCUUUGCUUAAUGCUAAUAGACGCGGAGAAGCCAAGACUGCAUUAGCGGAAGUCCAAGCCCGUCACCAAGAAUUACUAAAAUUAGAGAAAACCAUGGCCGAAUUGACCCAGCUAUUCAAUGACAUGGAGCACUUAGUUAUAGAGCAAAACGAACAAAUCGAGGACGUCGACAAACAGGUUGUCGAAGCUCAACAGGAUGUCGAGCAGGGUGUCGGCCACACUAACAAAGCCGUCAAGAGUGCCAGACGUGCCAGAAGAAACAAAAUUAGGUGUAUUUUAAUUUUGAUUUUAAUCCUCAUCAUCGUGGCCAUCGCAGUUAUCGUUCCACUUGCAACAAGGCACUGA
This is a messenger RNA of Eremothecium sinecaudum, 876 nucleotides long. RefSeq names its product syntaxin (gene SSO1). Gene Ontology annotation, cellular component: plasma membrane; endomembrane system; SNARE complex. The coding region runs from base 1 to 876 and encodes 291 amino acids. Gene Ontology annotation, biological process: vesicle fusion; intracellular protein transport; exocytosis. The transcript has a single exon. The record is from RefSeq and is a predicted model, not a curated record. NCBI's taxonomy places the organism in Eukaryota, Fungi, Ascomycota, Saccharomycetes, Saccharomycetales, Saccharomycetaceae. Gene Ontology annotation, molecular function: SNARE binding; SNAP receptor activity.